AUGUCCAACCUCGACCGCUUCGUCCUCUCUAAGCUUACGAUUACUAUUUCAAGCUCUCCGGCAAAGCCUCAAGAAGAGAUAUCUGUUGUUUCUUUGAGAAUACAAAGCUAUGGUGAAUCUCUGCACAUUCUUCCUCAGCUCUUAGCUUUGAGUGAACUUGAGUUUAACAAGGUUAAAAUAACUGCCGAAGAGAUCCAAGGAUGGAAGGAUUUGUCUAUAGUUGCAUUUGAAGUUGCGGUUUGGGAACACUUGGGAAAGGAUUAUUGUUCCCCAACUGACCGUAGAUUGUCACUCGAUUGGGACACUGGCAAGACUCAUCAUUACUACCAGUGUCAUGUAGCUUCAGAUGGAAGUUACACGUUCAAGUGUUUUGACAGGGACUUCUUCUUGUCUCUUGAACCCGUUGGAACAUACUUGCAAAAGGUCUUGGGUGAUGAUAAUGUUUUGACGGUCGUAUUUGAGGAUCUCCAGAAAAAUUCGUCAACUUGUAGUAUAGACCCUUACUCUGCAUACAAAAGGAUUGCCAAGAAUGGUAUCAAGAUUGGGUUACGCCGUUAUCAAUUGUUUGUUUUCAAAGAUGGUGGAAAAGAAAAAAAUAAGAAAGACUUUUCUACAACAGGAGUUAAAUGCUACUUUAUACGCACAGACUCCACAUCUGCGAAUGAUCCAAGAAGUUCUUACAUUUUUGGGAAGUCAAUUUAUGAAGCUCGCAUGCAUUUUAUGCACGUGCACACAUUGCCAUCUUCAGACAACUACAUGGUAAGGUUUUCUUUGAUUCUGUCAAAGACUAAGAAGCUUGAAGUUGACAUGACUGUAACCUUCGAGAUUAUUGAUGAUAUUCACUGCCAUGUACUUUGUUAAUUCUUUUGUCUUUUUGGGAACUCUGUCUUUAAUUUAUGUGUUUGUCCCUAAGAAUAAGUUUGGUUUGUAUGUUUUUUUUUCUUUUUUUGAAAAAGGUCUGUGUUGACAAUUAUAUUAGUGCACUUAGUAAAAUACAAAUAGAGAAAAAUAAUUUUAUAACUUCAAAUU
Brassica napus (rape) is the source of this 1029-nucleotide messenger RNA. RefSeq names its product probable RNA-dependent RNA polymerase 5. The record is from RefSeq and is a predicted model, not a curated record. Gene Ontology annotation, cellular component: nuclear RNA-directed RNA polymerase complex. Gene Ontology annotation, biological process: siRNA processing. Lineage: Eukaryota; Viridiplantae; Streptophyta; Magnoliopsida; Brassicales; Brassicaceae. Gene Ontology annotation, molecular function: RNA-directed RNA polymerase activity.